Molecule: messenger RNA, 1128 nt
Organism: Cetraspora pellucida
Lineage: Eukaryota; Fungi; Glomeromycota; Glomeromycetes; Diversisporales; Gigasporaceae
Source: the annotation of a GenBank genome assembly
AUGUCUAAAGCACUUUCUAAAUGGUUAAGAAGUGGUGUCAUUAAGCAAAACAUAAAGGAUACACUCAAAUCUACUAUCGACGCAUUACAUACUUGCUGUCCACAAAAGGUCACUCGUGAAGCUUUAUAUAACUCAUUACGUGAUAUUCUAUAUAAUGACAAACUAUUUCGUGAAGAGUCUGAAAUUCACAUCAGAGUGUUUAAUUGGUUUAAGGAAAAAAACUUGUCUUCCUCCAAACAGUCAGUUAUUUUCUUCAGUGAUGAAGAGCAAGGUUCAAUUAUUGAACAUAUUCUUAAUUUGGUUGAAAAGAAACUUAAUAAAUUCCUUGUCAACAUAAUUCCUUUCAAUGUUGUAGAAACAUUUGCUUCCAAACAACAUCCUCCCAUAAAUCCGGAUUUCAGCAAUGCUGAUACACAAUGUAUGCUCAAUUUUAUAAUUGAAAAUAUCAAAAAUUUUGAGAAAUCGGUGUUCUACGGCCAACAUAAAACAAAUCCUGCCAAAAUUUUCAACAACUGCAAAAAAAAUGUAAGGAAUAAAAUAGCACAUGGAAUUGUUGUGGAUGAAAAUGGUCGAUGGGGCGACCAUUCGCUUCAACAUGUCACUAUUCUUGCAUGUGAAGUCAUUAUCUGCAUAGGUGGCGACUAUAAAAAAGCAUAUGCUAUCAAGGAAAAUCUUGAUAACAAAAUUUUUCAGAAGUGGACGGUUAAAACAACUACUGAAGUUGCAAAUAACUACUGUGAGAAUCAGUCCCGACCAAUAAAAAGAAAGUAUGAUCCAACGGAUUUUUGUGAAAUGACAAGAUUUGUCCUUGAAAUUCUAAAAGAGGUUGAAGAAACAAAAGAAGGAACUAAGCAAAAAAUAAUGAAAUUAGCAUUGAGAGAGGAUGAAUAUAUAACUGAGUAUCAGAUGUUAGCUUUCUUACACGAUGAUUCCUUAUAUAAAUCAAUCACUCUUCAUUUUCAUUCACAGGACUUAAAGUGCAAUAGUACCAAAGUGAAAUUGGACUCUGAAAUAAAAGCAGAAAAGUUGGCAGAGCGGUGUGUGGGAAUAAGUUCUCGCGCAAGUCACGUCCAAGUCGACGUGGGUGCGCAACUUACUCGGAGAAUAACUAUGCCGUUGUUCAAUGAA